AUGAGCGUAAAUGAUGUCAACUCGAAGGCUACAAUCCUGUUGAUGGGUCUCAGAAGAGGUGGUAAGUCAUCCAUUUGCAAAGUGGUGUUUCAUAACAUGCAACCAUUGGACACACUCUAUCUGGAGUCAACUUCCAACCCCACUAUGGAACAUUUUUCAACCCUUAUCGACCUUGCCGUGAUGGAGCUCCCAGGUCAGCUGAACUACUUCGAACCCAACUACGAUUCCGAGAGACUCUUCAAAAGCGUAGGUGCUCUCGUGUAUGUAAUUGACUCGCAAGACGAAUAUAUGAACGCGCUUACAAAUUUCGCGAUCAUUGUAGAAUAUGCCUACAAAGUGAACCCUAACAUCAAUAUCGAGGUACUAAUUCACAAGGUUGACGGACUAAGUGAGGAUUUCAAGGUCGACACGCAGCGUGAUAUAAUGCAACGUACAGGUGAAGAACUGCUCGAACUGGGCUUGGACGGGGUUCAAGUGUCGUUUUACCUCACGUCUAUUUUCGACCAUUCGAUUUACGAGGCAUUCUCGCGGAUAGUACAGAAACUUAUUCCGGAGCUGCCCUUCCUCGAAAACAUGUUGGACAACCUCGUGCAACACUCCAAGAUUGAGAAAUGCUUCUUAUUUGAUAUAAACUCCAAGAUAUACGUCUCUACGGACUCCUCCCCCGUGGAUAUUGUCAUGUAUGAAACGUGCGCCGAAUUCGUUGAUGUCACCAUCGACCUCCAUGAUCUUUACAAGGGCCAAGCCAAAAACGACACCGGGCGCGAACUCAAGAGUGUAUCCGCUCUCAAUAACGAUGUAGUCAUUUAUCUCAGGCAGAUGAUCCGUGGCCUUGCGCUGGUCGCCCUUAUCCGGCCAGACGACACUGAUGUUGAAAGUUGUUUAACUGUUGUCGACUAUAACGUCGACAUAUUCAAAAGUGGGCUCGAACAAGUGUGGGCUCACGCCCGCAUCACGCCCGCAAACUCAAAGACGGACUAA
This is a messenger RNA of Lachancea fermentati, 981 nucleotides long. Lineage: Eukaryota; Fungi; Ascomycota; Saccharomycetes; Saccharomycetales; Saccharomycetaceae. The record is from the annotation of a GenBank genome assembly.